AUGCCAAAGUCGUCGAAAGUCAGUCGUGAAGAUUUACAAAAUUUUGUUCAAAAAAUAAAAUACUUCAAUCUUGCAAUGAACUAUCAAGAUGAUACGGUGCAAUACGACAGUGAUGACGAUGACAACGCUGAAGAUCGUCGUAUUAAUCAGCGACUGGAUCCGUUGAAAUCUGAGUCGGAUCCGGUACAGGUCUUCUCGAUUUCGGCACAGUUUUCGCCGAUUCCAACAGGUUCCGACAGAUUCCUUGCCGCCGGAACCGACUGUGCCAUAAUAACCCAGAUCCGAUCGGAUCCAGCAUCGGAUUUGUUGACCUGGUCACGAUCGAUUAGCCCAUUUCAUCGAACUCAUCAAUCGACUGGCGAACAACUGCUCUCAUGA
Adineta ricciae is the source of this 378-nucleotide messenger RNA. Lineage: Eukaryota; Metazoa; Rotifera; Eurotatoria; Adinetida; Adinetidae. The record is from the annotation of a GenBank genome assembly.